Messenger RNA from Truncatella angustata, 592 nucleotides. RefSeq lists its product as uncharacterized. NCBI's taxonomy places the organism in Eukaryota, Fungi, Ascomycota, Sordariomycetes, Amphisphaeriales, Sporocadaceae. Bases 284 to 496 code for a protein of 70 amino acids. The record is from RefSeq and is a predicted model, not a curated record. The transcript has a single exon.
UUAUCUGCAUUAGUGGCAGAAAGAGGGUGAUCCACUCUACGCAAUGAUAUAGUUUAUUCUACGUAGAGUCACCGAUACAGUAGCAGACAUCAUUCUUGUCACAGAUACGGAGACUUGACGAAGUGCGCAUGGCGCAGCAAACAGUUCAUGGUGAUAGGAGAGGAGAACUCCUGAAAAAAUCUUUUCUUGGCAACUAUUGUUAAUAUCUGUAAACGAUCCAGAAGGCUUCGGCCCAUACACGUAACACUUUUUAUCAGCUGCAAAUCACAGCUGCAACAAGACAAUGGAGGUUUCCCCGGGACUACUGCCUUCAAUCACAGUCCGCGGCGAUGCUACUACAUUGCAGCGGCCAGGGCGUGUCCUUAAACCCAGAACAAAGAUCAGACUAGUCCAGCAGACUGGCAGCCGUAGCAACGCCAACGAGCUCAGCACAGAGGUCAAAGAGCUCUCCAAGCUGGUCCAAGACCUCCUGCAACGAGUUGCGGAGAAGGAGUAGCGUCUUGAGGCCUGCUCCCAGAAAAUUGAGGCCCUAGAGAGGGCUCUCGAAGAAGAAAAACAGGCCUCGGCCGGACUUGCAAGCUCUAUGCAUGCC